AUGACCAAAAAGAUAGAACCUUCCAUCCUUGUGAUCUUCUUUCUAACUCAAUCUCUGGCCUUGAUGAAUACCAGUGAUAGCCAUCCUCUGGAUGGAUCUGUUGGGACCCAAAUCAUCCAUGUUGAUGCCUUCCGAGGUAUGGUCAGCAUCCGAGACAACAAUGUUUUCAGUGAAUGGGAUGGAAUCUUGGACUACAAGAAUGCUCUCUUGGCAGCUAAGCUAUUUAGCAAGAUGGCCUGUGUGCUGGCCAAGAUGGACCAAGUGGUCUUCCCAAGUUUGAGCGACAUUAGCAAGGCUCUGAGCAAACAGAAUUCCAAUCAUUACCCAGCCACCCAUGGCCUGACCUACACCGUUCUACCCAGUCGGGUCAAGAACUUAGCGCAGUAUGGAAUGCCCAUCAAGAACCUGUGCAGAGCGGUCCCCACCUAUUUCGCCCAGCAGCAAAAAGAAGGUACUGCCCUGGCAAUGGACCCUAACUCUUGUUUUGAGGUCCAGCUUCUGUCCUUUAUGGGACUCUCCAUCUGUGGUGAGAUCACUGGGCUCUGA
This is a messenger RNA of Castor canadensis (American beaver), 546 nucleotides long. The record is from RefSeq and is a predicted model, not a curated record. Lineage: Eukaryota; Metazoa; Chordata; Mammalia; Rodentia; Castoridae.